AUGGCCACAAAGAUCAAGCCAGGAGAAGAUGCCGAUUACGACGAAGACUACGCCGUCGAGCUGGCAAAUAUGAAGGCGAAGAGGAAAACCCUGCGUCGUCAGAUCACGGUGUCGAACACACAGGUCGAGACUCUGACUAAUUCCAGAGGCUCACGGGGAGCCAUUCAAGGCUUACUACUCCAUCUCAACGACUUAAUACUCCGAGCCUCACAGCUUCAGACCGACAUCUCUACCAUGGAAGAUGACGAGGAAGAAGCCGAAAGACAAGACGCCAAUCACUUGGGUUAUGUCACGCGUGUUGGUGAGCUGUCUGCCAACGCUCAAGAUUAUAUCAGGAGUAGAGAUGGAGAUGCAGCGUCCAUUGUUGGACCGAACCGAGACCCACCUCUACCUCCCGUUUCUCCAUCUGAAAUUCUCCGGCGAGAGCAAGCUCGUCAAGACGAAAUUGCAGCAACUCGACUGAGAACUGAGAGAGCCCGCGAGCAAGCUGUGGGGACCCGCCAGCAAGCAGAUCAAGCAUGGGAGGAAGCGGACGCAGCCCAAGCUGCCCUUAGGCUACUCGGCGUCGAACCUCCCGGAGGAUCGAUACCACCAGAUGAUGACCAUUUCACUUCCAUCAGUCAACAGAUCAACAACACCACUCCGCUAGCAAAGACAUUGUUGGAUCAACAACGUCAGAAGAAUCUUGAUAGCACUCAAGAAACUCCUGACACCUGGAUCGAUCUGUAUAGUGCUGGCCGUCUACCUCCUGUUAUCACUGCUCGUAGUACACGCUCAUCAGUAUCGGCGGAAUUGGAACCUUUCGACGAAAAGGCUUUGGAGUGGUUUUCCUGGAUCGAUUUGUUUCGAGCAUUGGUGCACGAUACCCCCAAGUCUCCCGGAGAGAAGCUGGCCCUUUUAAAGAGAUUUCUUCGAGGAGACUGCUUGGACCUGGUAUACGGACUAGGAGGUGGUGAAGCAGCCUAUAUCGAGGCCCUGGUUCGGCUGAAGCAGACAUGUGGCCACCGAGACGUCAUGAGAGCAGCACAUCACCAAGCCAUCCAGAAGUUGGAGACGAAGCAAGAUCCAGCAUCAUUCAAGAGGUUCGCCGAACGUAUCCGCACCCAUUUAUUCGACCUUAGCCGAAUUGGAGAGACGGGGACGACGGAUUUGAUUGAGAAGAUUUGUCUCAAAUUACAUCUAAACGACCGGUUGGCCUGGAAUGAAGACAGACGGGGACGGAUCGAAGAUCGAAGCUUGAACACCUUCGGAAUGUGGUUAUGUUCCCGCGCUUCCGCGUAUCAGAACGCUUUCAGCAUUGCAGCCGAUCAAGUCAAUCCAACUUCGUCCAAACCAACUAAUCCUCGACGCCAAGCCCGGACCAAUCAGAGUUCAGCAAAGAUGGCAGGUGAACAUAAACAAGUUUCCUUCCCCUUCACUGGAAAACCGUUCUGUUUUAAAUGUGAGAAAGGACACAGACUAUCGGAUUGUGAAGAUUUCAAAUUACUCUCCGUCGGGGAGCGCCUUACCUUCUGCAUGCGCCAUCGUCUUUGCUUCAGUUGUUUCUCAACCAAACAUUCAGUUUACGAAUGUGACAGGCGAAAGCCGUUUAAACACUCUGGUUGCGGUUAUUACCAUCACCCGCUGUUACACCAUGCUGCCAAAGAAAAACUGCCGACAGAAACAGAAGAAAAGGCUCGACCUACAACCGCAAGAAUCGGAGCCCCUCGACAAGUCACCAUGGGUAUGCUGCGUCUUCGAGUGAUGGCCGACGACGGAAGUUGGGUGUUAGCCAAUAUCUUCUUCGACGAAGGUAGCGAUUCAACUCUAAUGCGAAGUUCCUUCGCCACGGCCCUGAAACUCCGCGGCCCACGUCAGAUCUUAGCUGUGGACGGAGCUGGCGGAAUAAUCAACCGCUAUCCAUCGACCAGGGUCCAGUUUCGAGUUCGAGCGACGGAUGGCAAUAUCUUCUCUCUAGAAGGAUCUACCAUGAAAACUGUAGCCAGCCCUACACCCAUCACCGACUGGAACAAGGAGAAGUCUCAUUGGUCUCAUCUUAAAAACCUUCCGCUCGGCGAAACAGGAGGAAAGGUCGACGUCUUGAUCGGGCUAGAUCAUGCACACCUGCUGGCCGUCCGAGAUUCAAGAGUUGGUGAAGAAAAGGAACCUAUCGCCUCCAAGACCGCCUUCGGAUGGGUCGUCAGAGGAGUCGUCAAUGGACGAGUAAAUUCGGCUUCCGCCCGUAGCUGCAAGAUUUCCGGAUUUACUUCCUUAGCCAACCUCGCUACUGAAAUGCGCCGAUUCUGCGACACAGAAGAUUAUGGAACGGAGCAUCAAGUCGGCUGCCUGUCGCCCGAGAAUAAACGCGCUCUCGCAAUUGUCCAAGAGAAAACCAGGAGAUUGGAAGUCGGAUACGAAGUGCCGAUCAUAUGGCGAGAAGGAGAACCCGACUUGACCAACAAUCGUCCGAUGGCCGAAAAUAAAUUCCGUAGCAUGUUGAAUCGAUUCAAACGUCAGCCAGAAUUCGAAGAGGAUUACCGAGCAGCUGUCCGGAAAUACUUCGACAAAGGUUACGCUUCCCGUGUUCCUGAUCCAGCUACCGCAAAAUACUUCCUAGCCCAUCAUGGAGUUUACAAAGGAAAGAAGCUACGUGUGGUCUACGACGCCGCUGCCCCGUUCAAGGGAAAAUGUCUCAACGAUUCGAUAAUCAGUGGCCCAGCUCUUCAACCAUCUUUGGCGGCCGUCAUCACUCUUUUCCGAGAGGGAGCCGUUGCCUGGGCGUCCGAUAUCGAAGCCAUGUUCAGCCGCUUCCGGCUUUCCAUCGAAGACCGGGAUUACUUCUGUUUCCUAUGGCAGGAGAAAGACGACAUCGAACCAAUUGUUUGUCGGAUGGACCGACUUCCUUUCGGAGCCAGCUGCUCCCCUUUCGUGGCCAUUUAUGGAGUGCGCCGCAUCCUGAAGGACACCGGAGCACCAGACAAGGUGGUUCGUGCCGUCGAGGAGAAAAUGUAUGUAGAUGACUAUUUAGGAUCCGCAACAUCCGUUACUGAAGCAGUUGAAGAAGCCGUCACAGUCAAGAACUCCUUGUCCGCUGCUGAUCUCAAUCUUCAAGGAUGGAUCUCAAAUUCGCCGGAAUUUUUACUGGAGGUGUCGAAGACCGAUCGGCCGGUAACAGCUACACCUUCCGCUCAUCCGCUCACCAGUGAGAGCACAGAAAAGGUUCUUGGCGUCGUCUGGGACACCAAUUCUGACACUUUAGGAUUCCUAGUAGCCAAAUCAUCCGACGCAGCCCUAACUCGCGUCAGUCUGGUCAGCAAGGUAGCCGGUGUGUUCGACCCGCUUGGAACGGCUUCGCCGUUGAUCGUCAAGGCCAAGAUUCGUCUAAGAGCAUUGGGUCUCAAGGGACUCGACUGGAGCGACGAAAUUACCGGUGACGACGAGAUUUGGUGGCGUAGCUGGUUCAUCGCUUUGGAACAACUUAACACAUUGAAGAUGCCACGAUGCUUAUUUCCGGAAGAAGCCCAAAUCAUCGACGCCGAACUUCACACCUUCUGUGAUGCUUCGGAAGAGGCCUAUGCUGCAGUGAUUUAUCUUCGCGUCCAAUACUCCGACGGUCACGUUUUGGUUCGAUAG
Messenger RNA from Daphnia pulicaria, 3612 nucleotides. RefSeq lists its product as uncharacterized. The transcript has a single exon. The coding region runs from base 1 to 3612 and encodes 1203 amino acids. NCBI's taxonomy places the organism in Eukaryota, Metazoa, Arthropoda, Branchiopoda, Diplostraca, Daphniidae. The record is from RefSeq and is a predicted model, not a curated record.